Molecule: messenger RNA, 2061 nt
Organism: Solea senegalensis (Senegalese sole)
Lineage: Eukaryota; Metazoa; Chordata; Actinopteri; Pleuronectiformes; Soleidae
Gene: slc35e3
Product: solute carrier family 35 member E3
Exons: 8
Coding region: 293-1234 (313 amino acids)
Cellular component (GO): Golgi apparatus
Molecular function (GO): antiporter activity; nucleotide-sugar transmembrane transporter activity
Source: RefSeq, a predicted model, not a curated record
ACAGGAAGACAGAAAUGAGGCGGUUCAUGAUUCACUUUUAGCUGAAGAAAUAAUUCACAGCUGCAGGAGCGAGGAAGAGAAAAUCCUCCAGCACUGCAGCGGACAGUCUUCCCUGAGAAGGCCGGGAGUGGAUCGCUGUGUGCCGGCGUGAGGACGAGACUCGGUCCGGUGAAGCCCCGGAGGUUUGAAUUCAGUGACGGAGAGGGAGAUGGAGAGAACAGUUUGAACAAUUUUCAUUCAGCGAAGUCAAAAACAAAUCUCAAACUAAGACAAAAAAAACCUGCACGUAACAAUGGUGGACAAGCGGUUUAGUUUUUCAGCCAACCGGCGCAUCAUCGCCGGCCUGCUGGUCAACCUCUUCUCCUCCAUCUGCAUCGUCUUCCUCAACAAGUGGAUCUACGUCCACUACGGUUUCCCCAACAUGACCCUGACCCUGGUCCACUUUGUGGUCACCUGGUUCGGACUCUUCAUCUGCCAGAAGAUGGACAUUUUCUGCCCCAAAAGCCUGCCGGUCCGCAGGAUAGUGUGGCUGGCUCUGAGCUUCUGCGGCUUCGUGGCCUUCACCAAUCUCUCACUGCAGAACAACUCGAUAGGAACGUACCAGCUGGCGAAGGCCAUGACCACGCCCGUCAUCAUCCUCAUCCAGACCACGUACUACAGGAAGACCUUCUCCACAAAGAUCAAACUGACUCUGGUGCCCAUCACGUUAGGUGUGUUACUGAACUCGUAUUACGAUGUUCGGUUCAACCUGCUUGGGACGGUGUUUGCGACCUUGGGCGUUCUGGUGACGUCGCUUUACCAAGUCUGGGUGGGGGCCAAACAACACGAGCUCCAGGUGAACUCGAUGCAGCUUCUGUACUAUCAGGCUCCUCUGUCCUCAGGCUUCCUGCUCUGUAUCGUCCCUCUGUUUGAGCCACUGAGUGGAGACGGAGGAAUAUUUGGACCCUGGUCCAUUCCUGCUCUGAUGGCCGUGUUUUUCUCAGGUGUGGUGGCAUUCCUGGUCAACCUGUCCAUCUACUGGAUCAUCGGAAACACCUCAGCUGUUACCUACAACAUGUUUGGUCAUUUUAAAUUCUGCAUCACUCUGGUUGGAGGUUACCUGCUCUUCCAUGACCCGCUGUCACUCAACCAGGCUCUGGGAAUCCUCUGCACUCUGUCUGGGAUUCUCCUCUACACUCACUUCAAACUGGUUGAACAGGACGAGGGAAAAAGUCGCCUGGCUCAGAAGCCGUAGAUCGACUCGCGUGCACCUGUCAAUCAAGUACAUGGACUCCUGCCAUUGGCUGUUCACAGUGUGAAUAACUGGCAGCAGCACACGCCCAUUUUAUACACUCACGCAGAUAGAUAUAUAUAUAUACAUAUAAAAGUAUAUGUAUAAUUUUACAAUGAGUAUUUUUACAGAAGAGUUCAGAGAAGUGUUAAAAAUGUUGAACUUCAUUUUCCCAGAAUGCACUGCUGCUGCUGCUGUCGUCAAGGAGAUGACGAUGACGAGGUUAAACGACUGAAACAUGCGUCAUCGAUUAAAGCGUCAAACUCAGGCUGAACAAGAUCAGAGAAAAUAGACCAUUACCAUUUCAUUUACAACAUAUAUAUGUAUAUAUUAAAAUGUGUACUUACACACGUGUGUGUGUGUGUAUAUAUAUGUAUAUAUAUAUAUGUGUACACGCAAUAGUUUUUCAGUCCAGCUUCAGUGUAGUAUUAAUAUUACUGUGUUAUAAAUUAAAGAUCAAAAGGACGCAGGUUAAAGUCGUCGCUGCUAUUGCCAUGGAAACUAUUUAACAAUAAUUGUUUUUCAUGAGUUAAUUUAGUCGUUAUUUUUUCAGCAGAAUAUUUCUUCUGUGAUUUUUGUUGAAUCAUCGCUGAACGUUCACAGUCUCUGUUUCUCUCAGUAUUUAAUCAUCGUUUUUAUUUUCGAAAGAUGAAAAAGUCGUAGAUUACAAUGAUUUUUGUUUUGGUUUUUUACAUGAUUUCUUUUUGUAAAAUAUUUCACAUUAAAACCUUCAGUUGUGAUCAUGACUGAGGUCAAAGUUCGGUACGAAGACGAUUAAAAAUCCAAACUGA